This is a messenger RNA of Cottoperca gobio, 5879 nucleotides long. RefSeq names its product protein SOGA3-like. The transcript has 7 exons. The coding region runs from base 599 to 4183 and encodes 1194 amino acids. Lineage: Eukaryota; Metazoa; Chordata; Actinopteri; Perciformes; Bovichtidae. Gene Ontology annotation, biological process: regulation of autophagy. The record is from RefSeq and is a predicted model, not a curated record.
AUCUGACUCUAGGAAAACAAACUCGUGGUUACAGCGGGUAAAAAUACUCUGCUGCUCUUACAUCAGUGCUGCUCCGUGAUAUUUUUGGGACUUCUCCCAUUCGCGUCGGAGUUGUUACUGGGUGUCUGUUUUUGCCAGCCCUGGAUCGUCGCCUACAACGACUCUGUGCGGGGGCGAGAGACGACACAGCGCGUCCUGAGAUUUCGACAUAAACAAGGAAGGGGUGCAGCAGUGAGGAAGUAUUUGAGAUAAAAGAUUACAAAACAAAACAUCGUGGGGACUCUGGCACAAGAAUGACAGAUUGACCUUGUCUCUGGGAGGAUAUGGAAGGGACCGAAGGGUCCGGUCCCGCCGCCUGUAUGAGCACAGCGGUUGCCGCUGUCCUGUGGCCGACGGGAGAUUCUGCCGGGUUUGGAUAAACCUGCUGAUAAACAGUUUGAGUUGGUGAUGGCAAAGUGUGCUGAUCUAUAUAAAAAAAUAUUACAUUUUUAAUUUGUGCUUUACAGAGCAGAAAUGAAGACUUUCAAAAUAGCUUGGUCACCAGCUUCUAAUAAUUUAUCUCUUUUAAGGUAAGGUUUAAUUUGAAUGCGCUGGAGAAAUGUGGAGUGGGUUUAUGAACGGCUCGGGGAUGCACGGUGGGGGCGGUGCUGGCGGGGGCAACGUCCCGUCUCAGGGCUGGGAGUUUAUGCCGUGCUCCAGGAUGGAUAGGGCAGAUAGAGGCAAGGGCAAAAGUCGUAGCCCAUCAAGGAGGAUCUCCUCUCCGCCCACCGUCUUCAGUCACAUCUACAACUCCCAGUUCGGUGCUUCAGGAGAAGGUGGAGAGGGGACACAGCUUGAGUUCCUCAGGGGACAAAUGUGGCCGGGUCCCGAAGCCCAGCAGCAGCAGCAGCAAACACAACACACGCGGCUUAAAAAGAAAUUUGAGGAUUUGAAAAAGCGACACAUACAGGAUAAGGAAGAAUGGAUGCGCGAGAAGGAGUCAUUGUUGCGAGAAGUAGCUGACAUACAAGGAGGGGAGAACCGGAGGAUUCUGCUGGACCUGAAGACAGUUUUGGAGGAAGUGCAGACGGAGGUGAAGAGAGAGGAGGAGAAGAGGAGCGAGCUCCAACUGCAGUACACCAGAGACAGAUGUGCCUGGGAGCUGGAGAAGGCUGAGCUCAAAUCCAGGAUUGCACAGUUGGAGGCUAGAGAGUGUGCUGGGUUUGUUAGUGGCGGAGUCCAGUCAGCUGCUGGUCCCGGCUCUGUGGCGUCACGGAGUGCUCGAGAACAGCACGACGAGACAUCAACACUCCGCCGGGAGAGGGAAGAGCAGCGGAGGCUCCUGGCGGACACACACUCAACAGCCAUGGACCUGCGCUGUCGUCUGGAGCACAAUGAGAGGGACUGGUUAAGGGAGAAAGCGGAGCUGCUGGAGAGGUUCGACUUGGAGAGGAGGGAAUGGGAGUGCCAGCUGAAGGAUAUGCAGAGGAAAAUAGAAGCGCUGUACUGUGACGUGGGGACCAAGCGAGAAGAGAUCGGGCUGGACAGUGGGAGGCAGCACAACGAUGAUGUUCUACACAGGCUCAGCAUUCGCUCAACCAGCGCCGGCUCUAGUCUGCUCAGCGACAACGAGCCUCUUAGCAGCAGCAGUCAGUCAGAGCCCAUCAGACAUCAACCUUUACCUGGUUUCGGUGGCAACAGAAACUUCAGUGAUUGUGUUGGCAGAGAUGGUCACCACUCCACCUGCUUCCAAGCAGACAGCAUGUAUGAAUAUGAUGUUGGUGGUCAGUUCACUCAGAUUGACCAUUCACAACCUGAGCCAGUGGAUGAGUUAAGAGGCACUUGGCAGCAAGACUCAGUCACUGAUGGCAAUGAAGCUGUGGAUAUAAUGAAGCUGGAUGCUUUGUUUCAUGGAGCUCCUGGAUGUGCAAUGCCACAGAAAAAUGUCUCAAACGGUAAUGAAAGCAAUGUCCCUGUUAGUCCUGAAGAAAGCCUUCUUUGGGCAGAGCUGAGUUACGGCAGCGAAAAGAAGAAAAACACCACUGCUCUCAAUGCUGCUCUGAAGGAGAUAGCCCGUGUAAGCGAGGAGCUUUGCAGCUACCAGGAUGAAAUCAGAAAGAAGAGUGGGGAUAAGAGGAAUCGAUCUGAAUCCCUGAGCCCAACUGAGGAGAGCGACAUGUUGAUUGGCCAUGAUAAAACCCGACUGGAGGCGGAUAAAUCUCCCUGCGACCUCAGCCAAAUUUAUGAUGACUUUCGGACCUUGGAGAGGGAAAACUGGAUCACCUCGUCACCAGACAACACCUGGCGGGCUGACAGAGGGCCAAGCAAAUCCUGGAGGUCAAACAGUGCUAAUCCAGACAUCUACAGAGAAACACAGACUAGCCCUGGAGUACUCUCUGAAAUUGAUGCAGAAGCUCCACCCAUCCCUCCCCGCAUUUCCUCCUGGAAUAUGAGCUCCCCUACCCAUCCAGACACAGAACUCUACAUCCCAGAAUCCCCCAUGGCGACAGUGAGGAAGUGCCAUAGCCCCUGUGUUCUAGUGGACAAAAAGUGUAGCAGCCCAUCUAUUGUCAGAAAGUUUGAGGCCAUGCUACAAGAAAAUGAAGGAAAAGUUUUAAUAGACGGCGUUGUAGCAUCGUGCUCUGUACCGACUAACUCUGGAUGUAAUAUGGGCUGCUGCCACAACCGCUGGUCCUGUGAUGCAAGCAAGUUCACCAGCAGUAAGCUGUCGACAUACGGGACUGUCCAGAAAAGCUUCUCUGAAGUCAACAUAUUGACUGCUAGAAAAGAUUACUGCCAUGGGAACCAUAACAGCCCUGACCUACAAAUGCCUCCGAUUGUCAAAGAUUUACCUUUAGAUUUGCUCUUGUCCUCUCUUGAAAUACAACCUGCCGGCCCCAACCUCCAGGGCUCCAGAAGAAACAUAUUGCUGGAGCAAAAAACAGCUGAGUUCAACAGAACUUUGUUUCAGGCUGAGAUGGGCCGUGGCGUAAAGGAACAAGACAGUUUAACAGUAACAGAUGCCGGCUCUGUGGGUCCCCAAGCCGUCUUUUUACCAACUGGUGCAUCAGAUGAGAUUUUACGUCCCAGGCAGACAACAUGUCAGCCACAUUGUACUGAUUUCACCACUGGUGUCAUGGGUGUGCAUCCUGAAGUCUCUCCCUCAACCUCAAAUUCCACAAUUCAGAACCCCAAAGUCCAGCCAAGGCGAAUGAGAUGUGGUCCUGAAGCUCAAGAAAUUCCUUCUGACCUUUCAUCUGAACAGCUACAGAUUGGACUCAGGGAGGCAGCAACAACAACCUCUCAGAGUUCUGCACUCCAUUCUGAGGUCAUGCACAAAGUUCAAACAGCAAGCAGUCCAUCCAGGAAAACACAACGCAGAGCCGCCACAGAGGCUCUUUUUUCUGAGCCUUCAAACACCCAGCCAGGUCAGAAUGGAGAUGCUUCCAGCUCCAAAAAUGAGAAUCCCCAUGGAGCAAAGUCUCAGUCAGCCAGAGAUGGUGUCUCACUCCACCAGCCGUCUGUUGAGAACCGACAAAGACGGGUGACACAACCAGGGCACCAGGCACAGCUAAGUCAUGCAACUGCUCUUCCUUCCCAGUUGGACUCCUCCAGGCCUGGGCCUCGAAUGAUGAAUGAACAUCCCUGGAAAGCCCUCACUCUUGCUGCGUACCCACGGCCCGAGGGAUCCAGGUCCAACUACGGGGCAGUAGAAAGGAUUCUGAAGAAUUAUGAGAGCGCAGCCCGGGCUAAACAGAACCAGAGCCAAACGAACGAGAUGGCUUUGAAUCCUAACGACGGUGUCAGGCAGGAGGAGAACGUCACAGAACUGGACAUGCUGGACAUGAACCCUCUGCACUUACCUCCCACUCUGAGACACACGCAGACUUCACACACCUCGCAGACGCACACCACACAUUCACAGCUCAGCAGCCACAGUGCCAUGUGUGUGAAAGAGGUACAUCUAAAAGUGCAGGAGAACAAAGAGACCUCCGUCUCCUCCUGCGUUCAGAAGAACUUCUCGAAGCCUGCCCGUCCAGCCAACCGACGCCGCCCCUCCCGAUGGGCCAGCCGCUCCCCCACUUCCUCCUCCUCCUCCUCUCCCUCCACCACCCCCGUUGUGCCUCCAUCCUUCCCCCUCAACAAACACAGUUCCUCUUUUACCUUCUCACACGCCUUUCACAUAGAGACUGUCAUUGUUUGACCUCAACCUCACCUUACGAUUGAACCAACAAGUCAGUGAUAACCUCUGAACACUUUUCAUUACUGUUGUACAUACCAAACCCAGACUGCUCCUCCACGCCUACAGACUCAAAAGUGCUUUAGUUGUGAGUUUACACACUCAACUUUUUAGAACUGUAUGUGGCAUCCAGUGCAGCCUAACUGACCAAGGAAAGUGAGAAAAGGAUCUGAAGUAGCUUCACAUAUUCAGCGGUAUGCUUGGCAUCGUGCGUAGCCUCAGAGGAGAGUGAAAACAUCACAUUCAUUCAUUCAUUCAUGCCAACCAUCUGAAUGGAUGUCCUAUGCUCAGGUCUGGAUUCUAGCCUUCACUAGUGUAGCCUUGCAGAUCUACCAACAACAUACCCUCCACUUCGGCUCUAUAUACUGUAUCCACACCUUAAAAGUGAUGCUUGCUCAUAGUCAAAUGAUCCAAAAACUUCCAGUCAAAUGAAAUCCAGAAUGAUGUAUUUAAUAUGUACUGUAUUUUGUAAUUUGUGUGCAACAUGUUUUGUGUGCUUUUUGCACAAAAUAUGAUGUUACAUGCACAAUAUGCAGCCUCAUGGUGGAUUCUGAGAUGAAGGCAGUGGAGCAGAGUUUUCCCCCGAGCAUCACUCUGCGUGCUGAAUACAGCAGUGUUGCUUUCUGCCUUCUUAAAUAUUACCUACACUACAUGCCUGGACUGUACCUUGCCUGUGACUAAAACAUUUAGCUUUACAUUGAUGGCUGGUUUUACAUUUUUUCUUUCAUGAUUACAGUAACGGAAAAUGUGAAUGUGAGUUCCUUUUUUUUUUUAUAACUUUGUACCAAAGGCUGGUUUCUUCAUAUGCAUUUUCCUGAUUUGAAAGUUAAAUGCAUUGUUUGUAAUGGCAUUUGUUUUUGCUGUCAACCCAUUGCUGAUGUUUUCCAAUCAAAAUGUAUGUUAAACAAACAAGAGCCUGCUUUUGUGCAUAGCAUUAAUAACCAUGCUUAUGAGAAGAAAAAAAAAAGAUUGAAAAGCCUUUUUCUACUUUUACUAACUCUGAAUGGUCACAUAUCAGGACGUUUACUCAGCUGAGUAGAACAGUUUUUUGGGUCAAAGUGGUGAAUCAUAUCAUGAUGAAGGUGAUGCCUUUGCUGUUCUUUUUGUGUAAUAAACAUAAGGACUUAAUGAUUUUUCUUCUUUUUUUGAUUGUAUAUGGUGUUGCCAUGCUGUGUAGCUUUGAAUGACUGAAUGACUACACUUUCUAAAAAUGAUUUAUCAGCAGCUUGAACCCAUUUGUAAAGUGUGACUGUGAAAGCUCCAGUACAGAAUAACACAUUACAAAGGGAGCAUUAUUUUAAAGUAGUUUUACAAAAGUUGAGUAACCUUGUAGACAAACCUGUUUAUUAUCAUUUCCUCCAAUAAUCUUCAAUAAUUUAGUUCACAAACUGUAAACUAAGCUGACCUUGCCACUGUGCAGUUGCUGUGCCCUGCUGCAGGCCUCUUCAAACCUUAGCUUUCAAUAGGAUUGAUGAUUUAACUCCAACCAACCAACCAAAUGACUGUUAGGCUCCCUUAAUCUUGUUGGCUGACAUGUAUUUGUGGUGACACUGAUGGUUGCAGAGCUGAACAUGACAGCAGUAUCAUUCAUCACUUUGAUAGUGUUUUUUAUAUUUGUGUACAGUAUGUAUGUAUUCCUCCAUAAAUGUGUUAUGCAUUC